Molecule: messenger RNA, 1056 nt
Organism: Arabis nemorensis
Lineage: Eukaryota; Viridiplantae; Streptophyta; Magnoliopsida; Brassicales; Brassicaceae
Source: the annotation of a GenBank genome assembly
AUGUACGGAUUCGAGGCGCUUACAUUCAACAUCCAUGGCGGAUACUUGGAGGCGAUCGUCAGGGGUCACCGUGCCGGGCUUCUAACCACCGCCGAUUACAACAAUCUGUGCCAGUGCGAAAACCUUGACGACAUCAAGAUGCAUCUCUCUGCUACAAAAUACGGCUCUUACCUCCAAAACGAACCGUCACCUCUGCAUACAACCACAAUUGUGGAGAAGUGUACGCUCAAGCUUGUUGAUGACUAUAAGCAUAUGCUUUGCCAAGCAACUGAGCCAAUGUCAACCUUUUUGGAGUACAUCAGAUAUGGCCACAUGAUUGAUAAUGUCGUGCUGAUUGUCACUGGAACCCUGCACGAGAGAGAUGUUCAAGAGUUGCUGGAGAAAUGUCACCCUUUAGGCAUGUUUGACAGUAUUGCUACACUGGCAGUUGCUCAGAACAUGAGGGAACUUUAUAGGUUGGUGCUUGUGGACACUCCUCUUGCUCCAUACUUUUCUGAAUGUUUAACCUCGGAGGAUCUGGAUGACAUGAACAUAGAGAUUAUGAGGAAUACCCUCUACAAAGCAUACCUUGAGGAUUUUUACAAGUUCUGUCAGAAACUUGGUGGUGCAACAGCAGAGAUAAUGUCUGACCUUUUGGCCUUUGAAGCCGACAGAAGAGCAGUGAAUAUCACCAUCAACAGCAUUGGCACUGAGCUCACAAGAGAAGACAGGAAGAAACUGUACUCAAACUUUGGCCUCCUCUAUCCAUAUGGUCAUGAAGAGCUUGCCAUCUGCGAGGAUAUAGAUCAGGUUCGUGGUGUUAUGGAGAAAUACCCUCCGUAUCAAGCAAUAUUCUCCAAGAUGUCUUAUGGAGAGAGCCAGAUGCUCGACAAGGCAUUUUAUGAAGAAGAAGUCAGAAGACUUUGCUUAGCCUUUGAGCAGCAGUUCCAUUACGCUGUGUUCUUUGCGUAUAUGAGGUUGAGGGAGCAGGAGAUCAGGAACCUGAUGUGGAUAUCCGAAUGUGUUGCACAGAACCAGAAGUCCAGGAUCCACGACAGUGUUGUCUACAUGUUCUGA